AUGGCGAGUCGGCCGAAAAAUGAAUACGACGAUUCUUCGGAAGAGGAAAACGAAACAAUUAUGAAACUCUUAAAAGGAAUUAUCGAUGCGGACUCAGAGGAGGAGGACUCAGAGGAGGAGGCACCAUUGGAGGAGGCACCAUCCACAAGCCACAGGUGCAAGAAGCGCGGAAGGAAGCGCGGAAGGAAGUAUUCUUCGGAGGACGCAGAGGAGGAGGAGGAAGGUCCCUCCACAAGCCGCAAGCGCAAGCGCAAGCGCAAGAAGAAGCGCCGCAAGAAGUCCAAGUCUUCUGACAGGGCCCGAAUGCCCGUAGAAUAUCCAGAAAUUGAUGAACCAUUAGGAGCAGACACAACCCCUGAACCGCUUUCGCCCUGUGGCCCGGUCUUAGAACCGUCGGCCGAAGAGUAUAUUGUGGAGGGUGUGGACUUGAAUGGUGUGGUGGAGUCGUCGGAAGCGGAGGGUCCUGGGAGUUCUAUGGCAAGUCAGGAGAAGUCAGAAUCUCCACCCUACGAAGCAAUCGAAUGCGUGUUGUCCGAGGAAUCUUCCUCGGAAGAAGGUGACGGUCCUAGCAACAUUACUUGUCCACUACCUGGACAAGGAAAUGACCCGAUUGUCAAUUAGACUCGAUGAGACGGGAAUGAUCCAGGCGAGGCGGAUGAAGUUCUAAAGAAACGUUACCUGCUUUCGGCCAGAUAUCGGAACCCCUAAUCAACCAGAAUAAAGAAGUC
Molecule: messenger RNA, 728 nt
Organism: Drosophila suzukii
Lineage: Eukaryota; Metazoa; Arthropoda; Insecta; Diptera; Drosophilidae
Product: serrate RNA effector molecule homolog
Source: RefSeq, a predicted model, not a curated record